Xenopus tropicalis (tropical clawed frog) is the source of this 1291-nucleotide messenger RNA. It is a transcript of the gene slc25a4, whose product is annotated as solute carrier family 25 member 4. The record is from RefSeq and is marked provisional. Lineage: Eukaryota; Metazoa; Chordata; Amphibia; Anura; Pipidae. Gene Ontology annotation, cellular component: membrane; mitochondrial inner membrane; mitochondrion. The transcript is spliced from 4 exons. Bases 59 to 955 code for a protein of 298 amino acids. Gene Ontology annotation, molecular function: ATP:ADP antiporter activity. Gene Ontology annotation, biological process: mitochondrial ATP transmembrane transport; transmembrane transport; mitochondrial ADP transmembrane transport.
GUUUCACAUCUUCCUUGGGCAGUAAGGAAACAGGAGCUUCGCCCGAUCCGGCCCCACCAUGAGUGACCAGGUUUUAAGCUUUCUUAAGGACUUUCUGGCGGGUGGCAUUGCAGCUGCCAUCUCUAAGACUGCUGUAGCCCCCAUUGAAAGGGUUAAACUUCUGCUGCAGGUCCAGCAUGCCAGCAAACAGAUAUCUGUUGACAAGCAAUAUAAAGGGAUCAUGGAUUGUGUGGUCAGAAUCCCAAAGGAGCAAGGAUUUAUCUCAUUCUGGAGAGGGAACCUUGCCAAUGUCAUCCGUUACUUCCCCACACAAGCUCUUAACUUUGCCUUCAAGGACAAGUAUAAGCAGAUUUUCCUUGGGGGAGUAGAUAAGCAUAAGCAAUUCUGGAGGUUCUUCGUUGGUAACCUGGCCUCUGGUGGAGCUGCUGGUGCUACAUCUCUCUGCUUUGUGUACCCCCUGGAUUUUGCCAGAACCCGUCUAGCCGCUGAUGUGGGCAAAGGUCUAAAUGAAAGAGAGUUUACCGGUCUUGGAAACUGCAUUGCCAAGAUCUACAAGUUAGAUGGAUUAAAAGGCCUCUACCAAGGUUUCAAUGUGUCUGUUCAGGGCAUUAUCAUUUACAGAGCAGCUUACUUUGGUGUCUAUGACACUGCUAAGGGUAUGAUGCCAGAUCCCAAGAAUGUGCACAUUGUGGUAAGCUGGAUGAUUGCUCAGACUGUCACUGCUGUUGCUGGUCUUGUGUCCUAUCCAUUUGACACAGUCAGGAGACGUAUGAUGAUGCAGUCUGGCAGGAAAGGAGCUGAUAUCAUGUACAAGGGAACGAUUGACUGCUGGAAGAAGAUAUCCAAAGAUGAAGGACCAAAAGCCUUCUUCAAGGGUGCUUGGUCCAACGUACUGAGAGGCAUGGGUGGUGCUUUUGUACUUGUAUUGUAUGAUGAAAUUAAGAAAUAUGUCUAAUCUUAUACAACUGCUAUAUUCUCUCCCUAUUCAUAUACUUUGUAAAGACAUAAUGGGGCAUUUGGUUUCAGUGACAAAGACAAUGAGAUAUUUCCUAGGGAAAUAAAAGGAGAAACAUGGAGAAAUGGGAUUCUUCAACCCAGUUUGCAUUUUGUAUAGACAAAUGAAGUUCACUGCAACCUGUGCACCAUCACUAGGUACAAAACAUGGCCAUGCUCCUAAACAUAAUGAAUAAAAUAGACCUUCUAAAGGCUAUAAUAGCCAUUUUUACCCAAUACCGUGACAGUGGCAGACUUUUCUUAAGAUUGUGGACAAUAAAGAUAACAUUUAAAUUUA